AUGUCUUCGGCGUCUAAUCCGGCAGUUAGUAACUCGUUGGAUCCCAGGAGACCUUUAAAAGUGCACAGAUAUAAAGCGCCGCCUAGUGGGACCCAGUUAGAUGAUGCAACACCUGAUUACAUGAAUUUGUUGGGGAUGGUUUUCAGUAUGUGUGGUCUCAUGAUGAAGAUGAAGUGGUGUGCCUGGGCAGCAGUUUAUUGUGCGCUUAUUUCAUAUGCUAACACAAGAUCCUCAGAAGAUACUAAACAAAUGCUUAGCAGUUUCAUGCUUUCGAUAUCAGCAGUGGUAAUGUCCUACUUACAAAAUCCGCAACCAAUGGGCCUCUUAUGGUAA
This is a messenger RNA of Helobdella robusta, 333 nucleotides long. RefSeq lists its product as hypothetical. Gene Ontology annotation, molecular function: protein folding chaperone. Bases 1 to 333 code for a protein of 110 amino acids. Lineage: Eukaryota; Metazoa; Annelida; Clitellata; Rhynchobdellida; Glossiphoniidae. Gene Ontology annotation, cellular component: endoplasmic reticulum membrane. The record is from RefSeq and is a predicted model, not a curated record. The transcript is spliced from 4 exons. Gene Ontology annotation, biological process: protein insertion into ER membrane.